AUGUUCUCUCGCUCAGUACUGCGGAGUUUCACCUCCGAUCUGCGCCUGUCAGCGCCCUUGAUCUCCUCACCAACUCCCCUUGUGCAACGAGCUUGCCUCCACCAAACAGCAUGGCUCCGGAACUCGCAACAACAAUCCCAGACUCCAUCCUCAUCUCUUCACCCCGAAUCACCUCUUUCUGCCACACCCCGCGCACAAGACUCCGUUCCAGAGACCCAGCAGGGCUUCCAGGCGUCCUCCUCCAUCGACCCCUUCUACCAAGCACGCGAUGAUAUCCCCCUCGCAAAGCAGCCCGUGGCUCCGACAUUCGACUCUCCCCUCGAAGUGACCAAGUCCCUCAUGUCGAAGCUUCCUCACCUCGUUGGCCAGAAGCCACACUAUGUCACUGCUGAGCUGCACGCCCGGCCUUUCCUCUUAACUGAGGGCGAUCACAUCCGUCUGCCGUUCCUUAUGCCGAAGGUGAAGACCGGUGACAUCUUGCGCUUUAACCGUGCUUCCGCGCUUGGUUCUCGCGAUUUCACCCUGAAAGGCUCACCCCACAUCGACGAGCGACUGUUUGAGUGCCGAGUUCGCGUCAUUGGCGUGGAGUCCGAGCCGAUGCGCAUUAAGGAGAAGACGAAGCGGAGACAGAGACACACAAAACAGGCCCGGAGCAAACACCGUUAUACUACCAUGCGAGUUAUGGAAGUGCGGGUGAAGAGCCCAGAGGAGCUGUUGCAGGAGGGUGCUGUGGUGAUUGAAGAUGCGGCGGACUCUCCCCAAAUUGAGGCUCGGUCAUGA
Molecule: messenger RNA, 780 nt
Organism: Penicillium verhagenii
Lineage: Eukaryota; Fungi; Ascomycota; Eurotiomycetes; Eurotiales; Aspergillaceae
Product: mitochondrial 54S ribosomal protein bL21m
Exons: 1
Coding region: 1-780 (259 amino acids)
Cellular component (GO): mitochondrial large ribosomal subunit; ribosome
Molecular function (GO): structural constituent of ribosome
Source: RefSeq, a predicted model, not a curated record